This is a messenger RNA of Pundamilia nyererei, 2741 nucleotides long. RefSeq names its product protein phosphatase, Mg2+/Mn2+ dependent, 1E (gene ppm1e). Bases 220 to 2082 code for a protein of 620 amino acids. The transcript has 8 exons. Gene Ontology annotation, biological process: negative regulation of protein kinase activity; protein dephosphorylation. Gene Ontology annotation, cellular component: nucleus. NCBI's taxonomy places the organism in Eukaryota, Metazoa, Chordata, Actinopteri, Cichliformes, Cichlidae. Gene Ontology annotation, molecular function: protein serine/threonine phosphatase activity; cation binding. The record is from RefSeq and is a predicted model, not a curated record.
AUCCCUGAUAACACGGCGCGCGCUCCCGCUCGGCUCUGAAUGGGGGCUCAGUCCAGCUUGUGACAGCUCGUCCUGUAGUGUAACCGUAGAGGCCACGGUCUGCUCAUCCAGUCGGGUCCGCUGCUUUCAGACGCGUCGGUAGUCCACGGCCCUGCUCCUCCGCCCGGAAAGUUAGUGUACUGACGGGCGGAGCUGUCUCUGUCUGUCCAGGAAUGAGAAAUGAUGGCCGGCUCUACAGCAGAGGAGAAAACCUUCCGACGGUUCUUGGAGCUCUUUAUUCGGGAGAUGAGGAUGCCUCUGCAGGAGGGCGACCCGCUGCCGAUGCGCCCCUUGUCGGACCUGGUGUCUGAGGACGAAGUGGAGGGGGAAUGCCUCGACCUGUGUCUCCAGCACCUCUACAAAUAUAACUGCCCGUGCUCCCUGGCUGCCGCCUUGGCCAGAGCCACAGCAGACAGUCUCCUGCAGACUGACCUCUCUAUUCACCACCUCAAUAAGACUGUAGAAGAUGGAGCUGACCCAUUACCACAGAUGGAGUCUGUGAAGCUGGCCCGGCUGGUGUUUAAUAGACUGUUUGAGACGUGCUGCCUCUGGCUGAAGGAGCUCCCCUUCCGCCGUCGUCCACAGCCAUAUUAUGAGACGUCCAUCCACGCCAUCAAGAACAUGCGGCGCAAGAUGGAGGACAAGCACAUCAUCAUCCCUGACUUCAACACACUCUUCAAUAUUCAGGAUCAGGAAGAGCAGGCUUUCUUUGCUGUGUUUGACGGUCAUGGAGGUGUGGAUGCUGCCAUUUAUGCAGCCAAUCACCUUCACGUGAACUUAGUCCGGCAGGAAUCCUUCAGCCAGGACCCCAGCGAGGCGCUCUGCAGAGCCUUCAAACUCACCGACGAACGCUUUGUGAAGAAGGCCUCGCGAGAGAACCUACGUUGCGGCACAACAGGGGUGGUGACGUUCCUGCGGGGCCGGACGUUGUACGUGGCCUGGCUUGGAGACUCCCAGGUCAUUCUGGUCAGGAAAGGGCAGGUGGUGGAGCUGAUGAAACCACAUAAACCAGACAGAGAGGAUGAGAAGCAGAGGAUCGAGGCUCUCGGAGGUUGUGUGAUCUGGUUCGGCACGUGGAGGGUCAAUGGCAGCUUGUCUGUAUCCAGAGCGAUAGGUGACUCUGAGCACAAACCCUACAUCUGUGGCGACGCAGACCAUGGCAUCUUCCCAUUGGAUGGUUCAGAAGACUACCUGAUUCUGGCCUGCGAUGGCUUCUGGGACACGGUGAAUCCAGAUGAGGCGGUGCGCGUGGUCAGUGAUCAUCUCCAGGAGAACGCUGGGGACACCACCAUGGUAGCUCAUAAGCUGGUGGCCUCAGCCCGGGAUGCGGGCUCUAGCGAUAAUAUCACUGUCAUAGUGGUCUUCUUGCGGGACCCUCGCUCGCCACCACCCACCAGCACCGAGGAAGAGGAGGAGGGUGUGGUGGAGGGAGAGGUGGCGGACGAGGAGGAGGUAGCAGAGGUGGAGGAGGAGGAGCAAGAAGAGGAGGAGCAAGAGGAGGAAGAUGAAGCGGUCAGGGUAGAGCGUGAUGGCGGAGAGGGAGGAAGCAAUGCGGACAAUGGGGGGAAGAGCCGUGGAGGCUGGCCCCUGCAGCAGUGCUCAGCGCCCGCUGACCUUGGCUACGAAGACCGAACUGACUCGUUCACGGACAGAACUAGCCUCAGCCUGCUGGGGCCAUCGCUGGAGGGCCGCAUCUCGCUGACCCGCGGCUCUUUCGGCCUUAACCCCGACCUCUUUGCCGCCUCUCACAUCUUCCGAGAACGCGCACUGAGGCGCAGGUCCUGUGUCCCUCUUCAGGAGUCCAGCAUCUCUAGCUUCACGGACCCACUGUGGCCCCACACAGCCAUGCUGUUAGGCCAGGCAGUGAGGCGAAGCCGCAAGCUCGGUUAUGGUAGUCGCCGGUGGGGGCGGAGGUUGCCAAGCAGAUCCAGGGAGCUGCUAGGCCUGUUACCAUCUGGCCCCCUGCUGCCCCACAUGCAGCGCUACUCCAACCGGAAAUCCGAAGUGGCAGUGCCUCAACUGCCCCAUGAUGCCACCAUCUGAAGAGGUGACCCAGACCAAACCAUCUCCUUCAACCCUCCUUCCUGCCCCGCAGUCCACCCAUCCACCUUUGCCUUCAACAACACGUCAACAUGUCUUUCUUUGAUAGUUGGUAGUUGUAGCUCCUGCAGUUGUUAUGUGAUUAUUGAAUCUCUGUCAGAGGAGUGGUGCUCUCUGUCCUAAGCUGAAAUGUUUCCAAUUGUAAGCUGGCCCAUUAACACAAGCCCCACUCCUCAAUGCUGUAGGUAAAGCUCAUAACUGCAUUCUCCAUUGGGACCACUGACCAGUCAAAAUGAAGCCAGAGCUGGAAGUGCAGGUUAAUAAGAUGUGUUCAGACUGAAGGACAUAGCUUACCGUAGGCACCUUACAUAAAGUUUAGGUCUGAGUAUUUCAUUAACGAGGAUAUAAGUGAAGAUUUAAAGGCUAAUAACAGAAAGAACUGGACACCAGAAACAUUUAGAAGCAAUUUUGUUGAUGAGAAACAUAUUCAGUCUGAAAACAUUUAAGAUUAAUUUAUGUGCUUGGUCGCUCUACAGACUAUUUUGAAGAGACCAUUUAAAAAAGAAAGAAGAUGCAACACAGAAAAGAUUAAAUCUGGUACUUGAAGAAGGAAAAACUGAGGAUGAAAUAAAGAAAAAAUUGCUCGGCUUGGUCAAAAGUAU